Messenger RNA from Brassica napus (rape), 1556 nucleotides. RefSeq lists its product as uncharacterized. Gene Ontology annotation, biological process: regulation of alternative mRNA splicing, via spliceosome. Bases 733 to 1353 code for a protein of 206 amino acids. The record is from RefSeq and is a predicted model, not a curated record. NCBI's taxonomy places the organism in Eukaryota, Viridiplantae, Streptophyta, Magnoliopsida, Brassicales, Brassicaceae. The transcript has 8 exons.
AAUUUCCAUGCGGCCCACCUCAGUCCAUGCCGAUAAACGUGUUCCAUCUUCAAGCAUCGAGAGAAGUAGUCUCUCUCUACACCCCACUCUUCCACUUCAUCUUUUCAAAUGCCAGAUUUUUUCUUCCGUUACUUUCUCAAUCAAUGUUCUUAAAUGUUUUGUUCCACCUCCCCUUAGUACUGCUUUAUAUCUAAACCUAAAUCCACCCUAAAUCAAAACCUAUUACGAAGAAGCUAUUUUCAUGGCUAUGAAAUCCACCGCAAAAUCUCAGCUCUUCACUGGAAAAUCUAGAGUCACCGUCUAUUUCAAAGGCUAUGGCGGAAGUGACAUAAACCGUGGAUCAGAUGCGGAGGAAUAGGUGGUUGUCAGGGAGAAGCGACUACUACAUGUGUGGUGAGCCAGGUUACAUGGUCAGAGACUGUUUGGAGGACACGGAGGCGGUGGAGGCGGUGGUGGCUACGGUUGAUGGACAGGAGGAGGUGGUGGCCACGAGGUGGAGUCAGGUACGAAGGUGGUCAGUAUCAACAAAAAUUUGAAGGGUCCUCUAUACGAUAAGCCCUUGAAGCUACAAAGGUUCUCGCUGAUGAUUAUCGACGCAAUGGCACUGCUUUUUAUCUUUGGGCAGUUAUAUUUCUGUGUGUUCUGUCGUCGUUGCUUUUUAAUGCAAUAUAAGAGUCUGAGUGAAACACAAGACCCACCAAUGUCCCUGUGUUUUUUUUUCUGUCUUAAAAAAUGGAGAAAUUACUGCCCGCUGAUAUUCUUAUCAGGCGCAAUGACAGAGAUUGUGGUGUUUUCGAGACCUAUAGAGGUUUACUGGUGGAUCAGUUCGACUCCAAAAAUGAACUUAUAACAUCUUCCUUUAUUCCAGGUUUGCAAUUUCUUGGUUUAGCAGCUGCGUCGGGUCUGAAAUUUCCGGUGGAAUAUGGGAUCGUGUUGGAACAGCAAUUGAAGAAAGAAGAAGAUGAACUCAGGAAGAAUAAGAGAGAAACGUCAAUCUCUUCCAGAGACCGGAACCCUGACUCCGGCAUUCCCGGCGAUUUGAAAUCCGACUCCGACAGCUCACCAGACCGCGACUCUAGGUACGGAAACUAUCCACCUGAAGCAACUUGUGGAUAUAGUUGCAAGCAUAAGAAAAAAUUGGAGGAGGAUCCUUCUGCUUUUGCAUUUGAUGAAGUUUAUGAUGACAUGAAACACAGAGACAUUGUUCCUAAACUGCAAGAUCGUCAAGACCUCAAGUUGACAUGUGUUGCAGGAUCUGGUAAAGGGGUUUCAGACACUCCCGUGACGCUCCAUAUUGCGAAUGCAGAGCUUGCUCCAACUCACCCAAUCUGUCUAGGUCUGGCACUGAACUGAUGAGUUAUGUGCAGGCUCCAAAAACUUCACAAGAUAAAAUGGCUACUGAGCUUCAAGACAAAUAGAAAAUACUUGCAAAUCAGAUGAUCAAAAUGCAAAGUUUUGUCUAUUGUUUUUGAUUCGUUGUUGAUCCUUACCUGUAACAUUGUUUUAAGACUGCUAUGUUUUUAUAAAUCAAUUUGUAGUUUAUAAAUUAUGGAAUA